Glossina fuscipes is the source of this 3906-nucleotide messenger RNA. RefSeq names its product longitudinals lacking protein, isoforms J/P/Q/S/Z. The transcript is spliced from 6 exons. The coding region runs from base 811 to 3810 and encodes 999 amino acids. The record is from RefSeq and is a predicted model, not a curated record. Gene Ontology annotation, cellular component: nucleus. Gene Ontology annotation, molecular function: protein binding. Gene Ontology annotation, biological process: regulation of transcription by RNA polymerase II. NCBI's taxonomy places the organism in Eukaryota, Metazoa, Arthropoda, Insecta, Diptera, Glossinidae.
UUUUUUUUUUUUUUAUAUAUAUAAAUAAAUUGAUGACAACAACAAGCAAGCAAAAAUACCAAAUACCCAAAUGAUGUCUAGUGUGAAACCAUAAAAGCGAAGCACGAAGGAAAUAAUAAAAACGCAUAAGAAAACUAUAUAGAGCAAAAAAAAAAAAACAAAAACAAACUUUAUACCAAAAGAAAACCUCACCACCUGUCCCCCACUCAGAGAGAUAAAGUAAACAAAAAGAAAAAAAAAAAAAAAGGAGAAAAAAAAAACUGUUUUACUCUUCCUCAAAUCAAAUAACGGAAGUAAAAGAAAGUAGAGGAAGGCGAAGCAAAGAAGAACUCAUCUAAUUUUGUAUUCGGAGAGAAGAGUUGAGAGAGAAAAAUAACGGGAACAUAUAAUAUUUGUAACUCACACGCACUUUUAUCACUUUUUGCUGUAAUUUGCUGCGAAGGCAACAAGCAACAAAUUGGAAGAACAACAAAAACUCAGGUUUAUAAACAAAAAAAUUUGAUAAAAUUUAAAGGAGGGCAAGAGCACGCAGGACAGAGUAAGAGGGUAAAGACAGAAAGAGAAAGAGAAAGAGAGAGUGGGAGCGAGACACAUAAAUAGGGAAAAACGAAAAGAAACUUGAAUAAAUCAUUGCCGAGAGAGCGCAGUAAGAGUGGCGUAUAUGACGUGUACUGUUGUUGUCACGUUUGGGGUUUGGUUAUUUCCUUAUCUUUUUACUACUAUCCCUAUUGCUACAUCAAACAACUGUCUAUCAUCCUAUCAUUCGUUGUCGUGUAGUCACUAACGUGGUGGCAAAUUGAUUUUGCCAACAUGGACGAUCACGAUCAACAAUUCUGCUUGAGAUGGAAUAACCAUCAGAGUACAAUUAUCAGCGUAUUCGGUACUCUGAAGGAAAAUGAAGCAUUAGUUGAUUGUACCCUGGCAGCUGAGGGUAAAUUUCUGAAAGCUCACAAAGUCGUCUUAUCAGCAUGUAGUCCGUAUUUUGCGACCCUCUUGCAAGAGCAAUAUGAUAAACAUCCGAUCUUUAUACUGAAAGAUGUUAAAUAUCAAGAGCUAUGCGCCAUGAUGGACUAUAUGUAUCACGGCGAGGUCAAUAUCUCGCAAGAUCAAUUGGCUGCUUUGCUUAAGGCCGCGGAAUCUUUGCAAAUUAAAGGUUUAUCCGAUAAUCGUUCAACAGGCGGUAGCACGGUCCCAAAACAAGAACAUCACAGAGCUAGCAUGCCACCUACGCCGAAAUUAUCCGGUGGCUAUACGCUUGAGCAAACUAAGCGCGCCCGCAUUGCACUUGGACCUGGUUCGAUAGAUAACCAAGAGAUGGGCUCACGCGAAGGCUCAUCAAGUCCGUCAAGAAGACGUCGAAAAAUGGGACGCAGAAGUAUUGAAAAUGCCACGACUGAUGUCCACGACAAUGCAAAUUCAUCACAACAGCCGCCUGGCCCGAAUGCUGCCGUUGCCCUCUCCGGUGUCGGUGCCAUUACCGCAGCUGCUUCCGCUUUGGCUGCUGGUACAAUUGCAACAUCUUUGCCAGCCGGCGCCAGUUUGGCAGGCACCUCAACAUCUCUAGCUGCUCCUGCUGUUAUGUCUGGUGCAGCUAUUUCGGGUACGACGACCAGCACCACCAAAAAGACUGAAAGCCUUAAAGCGGCAAGUCAACAAUCAUCAGAUGCCAUGAACACCGACAAUGUACAAGGUUCAAAUUUGGCUAAUAUCGAUGCUGUCUCUGAACAUCUUCACCAUCAUUCAACACAUCAUCAUCAUGCUGGUGAUAUUGUUGAUAAAUCGUCGAAUCAUAAACAACAAAAACAAACAUCUAAAGAUGCAUCGGGCAGUGGCGGCGGACCUUCAUCUGAGCUUGUUAUCGAACCAAAAAGUGAAUACGAUGAUGAGGGCAACGACGAGGCCGUAGAAGAUUUAACAUUGGAUGAAGAAGAUAUGGCCAUUGAUGAUUUGGAUCAAAAUGCGGGCACCAGUCAAGGCGGUGAAGGAUCUAGUCAUGGAUAUGCACCCUGGCAACCUGAUCGAUCUCAGAAUGAAUUAUUAUUGGAAACACAAGAAGCGCAGCAACGGGAUCCUCAAGAUACAAUUUUCUCUGCCCAAGAUGAUCUCAAUGUCAGCAAUGCUUCUAAUAGUAAAAUGGUUGCCGGUAAUACUACCGCUGCCUCUCUUACUGGUUCUAUUAAUUCUACGCAAAGUGAAUCGCGCAUACGGGUACGGAAUUGGAUAAUGUUGGCUGAUCAAUCGGUUCUCGAGAAAACAGCAGCCAAUGAAACCUCAAGCGAAUCCUUAACCCUGAACAAUAAUAACAAUAAUAACAUUGAGGCUGGACUAACAUCAAUUACCACUAAUACCGCAACUACGAAUGUAGCUACCAGUACAAGUUGUGGUAGUGCCGGAGGAUCCAAUUGUAAUCAAAUUACCGCGCCACCCCUAUUACAAUUGAAACCGAAGAUGACUCUCGAUCCGAAUACACAGGCAACUAUGACACGUAUUGGUAGCAUUGGUCGUACUACUAUAGCUUGUAUAACACCCGCUGGUACGGGACCGGUGGUCGGUUCGCAUAACGGUAGUGUUGGUAUGAAUACUGCGGCCGCGUUAGCUGCUGCCGGUGUUGAACUGGACACUGUCGACGAUAGCAUGACAGAAGUUAUAGUGAAAAUUGAAAAUUCCGCUUCAUCGAUAAAUGAUGAAGACGAAGAAGCACACGAAGAGAGCGAGGAACCCGAUGAUGAUGAUACUGAAUUAAACUAUGAUAUUAAAUUAUCCAGUCCCAUGGAAUGGUCUUUAGAUGCUGUAAAAAUCGAGCAAGAAGAAGAAUUUGAAGAUAUAUUAUCAGCUGGUCAGGAUCUCGCCGAUGAAGAUUUAUUGACAACAGCAGCGGCUUCAGCUAAAUUAGCUGCUGAGUCAAAUGAUGCUAACAAUAUGCCACGUAAAAGGCGCACUUUAUUAAUGAAAAAAUCAUCAGCCAUGAAUUCGCCAGCAGCGGCUGUAACCCAUAUCGAACUGCAGACACCGGAACAAUUAUUAGAACAACAACAACACUUGCAGAAUUUACAGCUUAAACCCAAUUUACCGGUUCAAAUUAAAUUACAUUCCAUACCGGCCACAAUAACUACUAUUACACCGCAAAUGCCUCGGUCCACGGCACCGCCCUUGGCACCUCUUACUCCUAAACCACUCGAGACCCCCAGAAAUGUAUCCAAUAUGAAAUCCGCUGAUUAUCAAUCUAUGCUCUCUAAGGAUAAGCGUUAUCGUAUUUUGGUACAAAAUCAACGCAUGCGCAAAGAAUCCCUCGAACAUUCCCAAGAUAUGAUCUAUAAUGCUGACAUUGAAAAGCCCUGGGUAUGCCGUAAUUGCAAUCGCAAUUAUAAAUGGAAAAAUAGUUUAAAAUGUCAUUUGAAAAACGAAUGUGGCCAACCACCGCGUUAUUUUUGCAGUAAAUUGUGUGGUUAUGCCACCAAUGUUCAUAGUAACUUAAAACGUCAUUUAAACACAAAAUGCCGCGAUCGUAACGAGGAGGAGAAUGCAACAAAUCAAAAUUUAGCCCAACAAUCACCACAGCAGCAACAACAACAGCAGCAGCAGCAGCAGCAGCAGCAGCAAUCGUCUCAGCAACAGCAAUCACAAACGCAAUCGCAAUCUCAAUCGCAAUUAAUGUCACGUCAAUCUGCCGCCGCCGUUGCCGCUAUUGUAAAUGAUAAUAAUCCGACCAUUGUACCCAGUACUACUACUACUACGAUGACCUCGUCUUCAACGGGGGCCACCGAACAGGGUAGUACUUCGUAUACGUUGGUCUUACAAAAAAGUGAAUAGAAGUGAGUACACGUUCGAGAACGAGUCUUACGUAUGCUACGUCGCAAAAAUUAUAGAAAACGAUAUUAACAUGACCAUGAGAGAAAGGGUGAGAGA